GUCUGCGCCGUGCGAAGAACAGGUAGCGCGUAUUUGCACCGGUCACUCCAGGUGUAUACUACUACUGCUGCUGCUACUACUGCAACACACCGCCGGUGAUUUCUAUCGGGUUUUCAAUACUGCUCGUCGCGCACGAUGAGGGGUUCGAGUCUUGCCGUGUUUAUUCUGCUGUUCGCCUUCGUGCGAUCGCAGACGCUUAUGGAUGUUAUCCAAGGAGACUACGAGCUGAAGAAGUUCUUGGGUUUCGCGCAGAAGUACUUGAAGAAUGCGCUCUCUGAGACUGGGUACACGUACACGGUGUUCGCACCCACGGACGAAGCUAUCGAGAGAUACCUGAAGGAGAACAACAACGAUGGCCGCGGACUGGACAGUUUGCGAACGUGGAAUUACCACCUGCUCAACGACAGGUACACGCACGUAGGAUUCAUGCAGAACCGAGAGCGUAACUUCAGCCUCGCCACGCUGGCGCCGAAGUCGGCUCCGGUGUGGAUGACGGUCGUCGAUCCGCCCUUCAUACCUGGCCAGCAGUUCACACAGUUUGGCGGUCAGACGGCCUCGCAGAUAGUACACGUGAAUCAAGCGAGGGUGCUGCUGCCUGAGAUAUCCUCACUCAACGGUGUGCUGCAUAAGAUCGACCGUGUGCUCAGCCCUCCCGGCGUUGGAGAAACCAUCUGGGGACUCGUCAGAGACCCGCGCAACCUCUACACCGAGUAUCAGCUGACCCAGCUUCGCUCCAUGCCGCAGAGCAUGCAGGUCCUACUCGACCAGAGUGUCUCCGGCAAAAGCUCCAUCGGUCUUUAUGGCAACGCCGGUCGGGGCUUCCAGCCCGGCGGCGUGCAGGCGGGAGGCGUUCAGCAAGGGAACCCACAGCAGGGACGCCCUCAACAGGGGCUGUUACCGGGAGGUAUCCAGCCCGGAGGAUUCGACCCUAAUCCCAGCCAGGGCGGCUUCCAGCCCGGCGGGCAGACAGGUAGACGACCCCCGCAACAACAGCAGGGCGUCUUCCAACCUGGAAUUCAACCAAACCAGCAGCCGCCCAGAGAUUUCCAGCCGGCGUUCCAGCCUAGCUUCGGGCCGCAGGGAGCUGCGGAGAAGUACACGAUGUUCCUACCGAACGACCAGGCAUUCAAUCAGAUCCCGUCCGAGCAGAGGAACCUGCUGGUGCAAGACAGUCGCCUGUUCGAGAGGAUCUUGCAAGCUCACAUGAUCAGGGGCUACGUUGUCUUCUCGAACAACUUCGAGAAGAGUCAAACGUACGAUGGCUACUCAACAUCGGACCGAGUGAAGCUACACUUCGACACGCGUGGAAACAUCACCGAAAACAUUCCUGUAGAAUUUUACGUCGCCACGAGCCUGGCGUCGUCGACGGCCGGCAUGAUGGAGGGCGACGUGUACGCGCGCGUCGUCGUGCCCAACAUCGCCGUCGACAACGGCGUCGUGCACAUCGUUGACAAUGUGCUCGGCUACAUCUACCGCAACACGGAGGAGACGAUCCAGACGCACCGCAACAUGACCAAACUCUGGACGGAGAUACUCGUGAAGAACUACAUGAAGGAAUUCCGCGACCAGUUGCGAACUCAGGACAUGACGAUGUUCGUGCCAUCUAACGCUGCCUUUGAGAAGAUUCCUGUUCAGAAGCUCACCGAUCUACUGCGGGACGAGCAGCGAGUCGCUGAUUUGGUGCGCCUUCACAUGGCAUUUGGGCGCGUCUACCUGCGUAACCAGGACAACAGCACGACGCUUGACACAACGCUCCCUGUCGGCGGAGGCCCGCGUAUUCAGCAAACCAGCUACGCGUCCGACUACGAUCCCAACUACGAUCAAGACCGCGAUAAUCAGGGAAGAGACCAGAAUGAUCAGAACAGGGAUAGGCCUCAGCAGCAGCGGCCGCAACAGCAGCAGAUUGGCGGCCAAGGCGGCAAUUACAAACAAAUACGAUUCAUGAUCAUGCAGAACGGCACGGCCAAGACGUGGUACGUGAACGGUAACGGAGUGUGGGCCGAGGUUCUCCAGCAGAACCUGGGAACGAGCAACGGCGUCAUACAUCUGGUAGAUUCUAUCCUCGGAUUUCCCUACCAGACGAUCUGGCAGAAGAUUGAAGAAGACCCAAUGCUGAGCGAUCUGGAGCGAUACAUCGACAAGACAGGCUACGAUCUGCGUAACAUGCUGUCAGCCGAGUACGAGCGAUUCACGAUGUUUGCGAUGAGCAACGACGCGUGGCAGGACAUCUACAGCCGCAACUACAACGACUUUAGCAUCAUCACCACCAGCAACCUCGUCCUCGGUCACGUCAUCAAGAAUCACCUCGUCAGAGGUCAGGUUUUGUCCUUGGAUGACCUCUACAAUAAUGUCCACCUCGGUACCGUCAACGGAAAAACUAUCACACUCCGCCAGGACGGGUACAACAGAAACAUGUGGUCCGUCCGCCUUGGGGAGAUCGAGGCUACCAUCACGCUGCAAGGAAUGGCGAUGACCAACGGCUACAUCUACAUUAUCGACCGAGUUCUCUACGAAAACUGGGACCUGAACUACAACGGAGCGAUGGGCAUGGCGGCUACGCUGUCCACGACUCUGCUGCUUGCCCUGGUCGCGAAAUUUGUUGCCUAAGUCUGCAUUUACUCAUAGAUAGGAGCGAAGCCUGCAUUACGCACCUGAAUGUUACCUGCUUUCGAUCUGUAAAUGAUAAUCUAGAAGCUCAUCGAUUGUAAUGCUGUCGCUUCGAUUCUUGCCCGGCCGCCGGCCCAUCUUGCUGUUAGUUAAUAAAAUUCGCGAGAUUUCGCGAGAAGAUGCCGUGUUCGUCAUUCAUCGUCCUAAACGUAAUCGACGCGGGAAAUCUGUUGGCGAACGAACAUGGUCGAACCUGAUGUAGUAUCUCUCUAUCUCGCACAACCUUCGCAACCGUACGUAGCAUUGAGGUGAUUACCUCUAGAUCUAUGCAGGAAGAAAUGACAUCUAUGGUGUCAUUUUCUAACUUGCAUGUUUAGAUAUUUGCUCGUGGGCGACGUCUUAGUUGCUGUUGUCUCUCGACCUCAGCUCACGAAUAGAGAUUAAUCGAAUACGCGCAUAUUAGUCUCAUUUCUAACCUAAGAAUAUGUUUACACGCGUUAUCUGUUGGCACAUAUAUAAAUAUAUACUACAUGUUAUUUUGGCAGGAUUUUAUACGGUCCUAUUUUCCGUGCAGCAGGAUGCAUGGAUGAAUAGUAAAGCAGUGUCUAGAUAUCAUAGUGCAUAUGUAUUUUAUACAUGCAUGUAUAAAUAUGCAUAGGCACGGCAUUGUGUAGAAUGAAAGUUAAGGUUUAGACAUGUCAGACUGUCGUAGGUACGGAUGUACGUUCAUAACUCACAAACAUUUACAUCUCAGACUUUGCGUUGAUUUAUUGUUAUGAUCUUUUUUUAAACGCGUAGCAUGCUUAGGAUGACAUAUACAUGUAUAUAAAAGGGCGAUUGUAUGUUAUGUUCGAAAUUGUGAAUCAUGAAUCAUCAGUAAGUUUUCAAAGGAGAACAUUCGGUCGUGAACACACGCAACACAACAUCCUUAUCCUCAGUUAACUCGAGGUGAGUGUGUACUCGUUGUGAUUUACUUGUUUCGUAAUAAUUUAGAGGUAGGCGAUGGUAAUAUCGUCCGUACUAGUGUUGUAUUGACGUCCGUAACUGUAAACUGCUUGUAAGAUCUAUGGGCUACACGUUGCAGCAUAAAUGCGUAGACUAGUUCCGUAAGUGGUUGGUAUUUUAAGUGAACGUCGUGAAAAACUUGAGCCUAACGCAAGACAAUGAUAGAAAUAUCGACGCAUUUGGUGACGGUGCAUGGAUGAUGAUACACUUUUAAUCAAGCUAAUAGCAAUAUGCCAAUUUUUAAUGUCAUUAUGUCACGGUAUCUAUGCUGUACUGUAAUGUUUCACUUCAUCGUUAUCGUAUAUACGAAGAAGGAACCUUGUCGCACUAUUAGACUCAACUCUGCUGAUUCGGACGAAUGUAAUUGUUUACACAUUUAAGCAUUUUAUAUUUUUACGCGAGCAAUCGUAUGUUAAUUAAUACUCAUGUGUACGUGUGUACGUAUAGCGACUCGGUAUAUAAAGUUUUUAUUAUAUGAGGUUUCUUUCAGGGUGUGUACAGUUAUACGUUUGUAAAAGAGAAGCGAGAUCGAAACUCUAAACAAUGAUUGCAAUAUUUUUUAUCGAGUGUUACAUACAAAACGUCCGAAUAGAUCUUCUCAUUGUAUAUCCGUCCGGCCCUGAUUACGGUUUAAGGGUCUCGCUAUGUGAACGUUAGAAAAUGUGAUGAGGUUGCUAAAUUCUUUUCCUCGGCUACCUCAGCCACCUGCUAGGUGCGUGCAUACUUUGCACGGUGAGUAAGUGAUAUGCUGCGUGUGGGAUAUACUCUUAUGGCGUAUAUAGUAAUAAGGCAGUAGACGAAGAAGAGUCAAAUUACGUCACGUACCUCUUCAGCUUAUAUAUGUAUAUAUAUAUAUAUACAUAUAUAUAUAUACAAAUAUAUACAUUGUCACCUAUCCGGCUUAUAUAUACAUUGUCACCUGUCGGGUUUAUAUCUACAUUGUACACAUUACAUACAUUGUCACGACAAACGUAAUAAACUCUAUUUCCAUAUUGAGAUUUUUUUGGAGACUGA
Priapulus caudatus is the source of this 4626-nucleotide messenger RNA. RefSeq names its product fasciclin-1-like. Gene Ontology annotation, molecular function: cell adhesion molecule binding. Gene Ontology annotation, cellular component: extracellular matrix. The record is from RefSeq and is a predicted model, not a curated record. Gene Ontology annotation, biological process: cell adhesion; extracellular matrix organization. The coding region runs from base 136 to 2607 and encodes 823 amino acids. Lineage: Eukaryota; Metazoa; Priapulida; Priapulimorpha; Priapulimorphida; Priapulidae. The transcript is spliced from 13 exons.